AGUUUUUUCACUCAAAUCUAGUAAUAUAGAUUUUGCCUUAAAAAAUAUUAAAAAACUACUAUUUAAACUAGUUUAACCGAAUUAAAACUACCUUUAAAGCUAGGCGUACGUUCGAGUGGAUGCGUUUGCGUAGAAAUUAAUUCGCUAUAGCAUUCCAAUGAACAUCUGACGGCAUGGUUAAGAUGGCCUCAACAGAAGAGCAGGAUAGGAAAAUAGUACUGGAGUUCUGCCACCUGUUGGAGAAGUCUAAGCAGCUGUUCAACGGGCUGCGCGACCUUCCCCAGUACGGACACCGACAGUGGCAGGCUUACUUUGGGCGCACCUUCGACGUGUACACGAAGCUGUGGAAGUUUCAGCAGCAGCAUAGACUAGUCCUAGAUUCAAAGUAUGGCUUGAAAAGAUGGCAAAUCGGAGAAAUAGCUAGUAAAAUUGGUCAGCUCUAUUAUCAUUACUAUCUUAGAACGAGUGAAACUAAUUAUCUGAAUGAGGCAUAUUCGUUUUACGCGGCGAUCAGAGGCCGUGCGUACUACUCCAGGGCAAUCAAGGAGGAUCGACCGGAUCUGAUGGUGAAGAAACUGCGUUACUAUGCCAGAUUUAUUGUUGUUUGUUUACUGUUGAAAAAGAUGAAGCUAGUGAGAGAAUUAGUUAUCGAAUUGGAGCGACAAAUACAGGAAUACACGUCAACUUACGAACCCGAAGAUCAGCUCGAGUGGUCGCUCGUACUGGAUGAGAUCAAGGGAUUCAUCAAGGCGGAGGCCGCCGUUGCCGUGCUCCACGCGGACACGAAUCCGAUCGUUCUGUCGCACAGCGGUUCUGGUUCUAGGUUAAGCCCCCUGACGACGCCGCCCUGCGAGAGGACGCCGCACAUGACGCUCAGCCUGCAGGAGAUACUGAUCGUGGGUUCCGCCUGCGAGCAGGCCAAGUUUUCCGAGCUCACGAUGGACAUGUUCAGAAUGCUGCAAACGCUGGAAAGGGAACCAACCGAGUCGAUGCACCCGAUGGCAGGACUUCCGCUCGCGCACGGUGGUCCACACGAUGCUAGUCCAGCCGCGAGUCGGAUGCCCCCGUAUGGAGUGCCCGGAUCCAAAGGUUACGUGGAAAACGGCGACCGCCGAGGAAUGCGAGAUAACCCCCACAAGUAUCUGCUCUACAAACCUUCGCUCAGUCAACUGAUGGUGUUUUUGUCGAGUGGCUUCAAGGAACUUCCGCCGGGGGGAGCGUUGCUGCUGUACAUGUCCGCCGACGGGUGCUUCUCGACUACGAAGCAUCCGCAAGAUUACGGUUACGAACUGGGAGGACUGGCGACGAGCGUGAAACGAGAUGCUACCGAAGGAGGGCUUGCGGUGCGGGGCAAGUCCAGCGCCGGAUACAAGGAACCACACUGUCUCUACCCGGGUGAUCUAUACCCGUACACGCGUAGACCUCUGUUUAUAAUAAUCGACUCGGACAAUUCGUUUGUGUUCCAGCACAUACCAAGGUAUUUUGGUCAGCCCUUGGUGAUACUGAUGUCGCCACAGGACGUCCCAGCGAACUUCCAGGGCAUGAACAUUCAACAUCAUGGAUCCCUGUUCACCCUGUUUCUGCACUCCCCGAUGACAGCUUUGUGCUACAUUUGCAAUGUUGGAGACGUUCCAAUCCACCACUGGGAACGGUGUCAGAACUACGUCGAUCGGUUCGUAACCGAAGCGUCACGACUGGUCACCCGAUGUAGGAUGGAUGAAAUUGAGCAGGGAAUAGGUUACAUAGAUUCAUCGUAUGUACAGUUUUUCGGCGAUGACUUCCUGCGCACCCUAAUUCUGCGGUUCGUGUUUUGCGACGUGACCUUGAGGUUGCACCGUGGCUUCCGGGGCCGGCAUCAACGGCCACGAUGCGAACCUCCUCUGCCAGCGGCUGAACUGCUCGAACACCCGUCCCUAGCGCACAUCAUCUUACAGCUGGCGUCGGCGUUAGAAGUGAGAGGACACUUUGUUGAGGGACCGGAAGGCGAUUGAUGGAGGAGGUCAUCCGACCAGAACGUCGUCGACGGAACAUCCGGGACUCAAACCAGUGAUAGUGAUGCACUACUGCUAUUAUUAUUAUUACUAUUAUUACAACUACAACAAACCCGGAAACAGCUUGUCGGAAAGCAGCGUCACAUUCUCGAUGCCUUUCUCUCGUCAUCGGAGAACGACCGAACCGAUCGCGAUGGUGUCGAUAGUGAAGCGACCGAUGGUGGUGGUGAUCGUAUGAAAUGUUGUCUCGAGUUGCAAUACUAUUACUAUUAAUCUACACACUACUUCUACUUACGAUAUAACACUAAGGCAACGCUAGAGCGCUUUCAUGAUUUGUGCACUCGUAAUAGAUGAAAACGAAAACAAUAGCACGAGCAGAGUGACCGACCGAGAGAGACAGAGAGACACGUGGGAGGGAGCAAACAAAGCGGUACCGCUGUAUCGAAACGGUGGAGGGGAAAGAUAAGUUGGCGCGGAUGCUCUGUUACCUUUUUCUAUUUAUUUUAUGUACGUUUAAAGCUUUUGACGCUACUUGUUGUUAAUUAUACACAAACUCACACACACAAACACAUACACAUACUAUACUAGGGCAGACCGAAAGAGCGAGAUUGAACUGUGGCAACGGUUUUAACUUUUUUACGCUCUCUUUCUAGGCUGCAUUUCAAUCACUUAAAAUUAUUAUCAGUAAAUGACUAUUUGCAAACUAAUGAUAGAUUUCUGCAGUUUAUUGGUUAGGUAGCAUUUGAAAUUAUGACAUAUCUUAUUCAGUCUGAUUGAAAUUUUACUUUUUUCAUUUGCUUUGCUUUUCUGCCAAAUGACCCAGUUGGCAAAUCGUUUUUUUCUGCCGUUUGUCCAUCAGUUUUCUUCCAUACGGUCCACUCCCUGUUUGGCAGGUUAAGGUUUUGGUCCUAGUUCCAUCCAAAUAUCCGAUAUUCACUUUUAAAACGACUUAUUUUGAAAAAUGUUAAAGAAAACACUGCUUGCUCACUACUCAUAAAGCAAUUUAUUACUGAAUUUAAAAUUAAAAUCUGUAAUUGAACGUCAAUGUGCUGAUAUGCCAUCAUUUGGUUUCCGGAAGAAUAACAUGCUGUUCCCUUAUUCGAUAACACUGACCUACAAAAAUCGACAAAAAAUACUGCGCAUGUUCAACUAGAGGGGAAGCUUGAUCAUUGAGGUCCCCAGUAAAAGAGCAAAGCAAAGCAAUCCACUUUAACGACCCGCGGGUCUUUUGUGGGCUCUGUUGCAAGUUUCUGCUCAUUUCUAGGCGUCCGAAGGUUAUGUGUGGUGAGUCACCCAAAACCUCUUUUACGCAAAUGUACGUUUUACUUCCCCAUCCGAUAGAAGGCGUGAUCAAGCAAAUCUCGUCUCCACCGGGACCUUCUGGGAUUGAACCCAGGCCGACUGGGUGAGAGGCAACGUUUCGAUUGAUUUUCAUCCAUGGUAAUCUUUUGAUUUUUUUGUUUGUACGUUGUUCGUCCGACCUUUGGCUCCUUGGUUAGAUCUAAAAUAAAUAUUUAUAAAUGAAAAAAAAAAAAAACCGUUUAUACACAUUUUUUCCCGGGAUAAAAUAAGAUUAUUUCAUAGCAUGAAACCCAACAAAUUAUUGAUGCAAUUAAUUUUAUAUCUUAAUAUACAUAUAAAAAGUGUCUCGAAGCUAUAAUUUAGAUCACGACCACGUCUGGAAUAUCUAUAAUCUUGUUUUUUUUUUUUUAUUAUCUUUUCACAAACACCAACGGUUUCAACUACUUUUUAGCUGGCAAAAUCAUUUGUUUUGAUUAUUUUUAAAUGAGUGCAACACGCGUGAUUGAAAACCGCAUUUUAGAGUUAACGUCAUAGAACACUUCUUGCUACACAGAGACGCCUAAACCACAUACACAUACACAGUAUUUAUAAAUAACUCUGCAAAAGAUUUAAAUAAAAAAAAACAAUGAUCAAGUGCAAUAAUCACUACUGCAAAAAAAAAAAAAAUUCCCAGCCGAUAUUUGGACAAUAUAAACGUGUGAUCACUGCCGCUAUUUCGCUUCAUUAGAGGAUAACAAAUAAGGAGAGAAGAGAAUAGAAUAGAACGUAACGAGAAAAAAAAAACAAAAAAAAUCUUUUCAAUUGUUAACUUUCGAAAAUUGAACUUUUUUGCUAGAGGAAAAUGAAAAGCAGCAACAACAACAAAUACCAACAACAACCACAACAACAACAAGGCAAAGAGUUAAGUAAACGGACGAUUGGGCUAUUGAAUGGUGAAUUAGAAUAUAAAAAGGAAGAACAAACAUAGAAAAUUCAUUUAGACGCAUUAUACACGUUGAAAGAACCGGUUCUCGCGUGAAUACAUACUAAAAACCAAAGGAAAGCAAAAUAUAGAUUUUUUAGGAAGUGCUGUAAGGUUAUGUGGAAGCAGAUAUAGAUAGGGAAUUAUAUAUAUUUAAAAAGGUAUAAUGAAUAGCAUAAUUAAAAGCAGAUAACGACAGAUUAGAAUGUAUUUAAAUGGAAGUAUUUAGAAUACAGUUUUCCCUUUGUUUAUCACUUUCAGUUGACGACAGAUGCAAGCAAAACAUGAUAUCUGAAUUUCUCAUUAAAACCAGUAACGUGUAGAAAAGAAAACCUGCUCCAAUGAACGUAAACAAAAGUGUGAAAAUAAGGAUCACCUUUCUCUCUAGCCUGGUUAGAAUCUCACAGGUAAGCUUUUCUUACGAACUAUGUGCUGGACAACAGUGGACGCUAGAAAGAGGUAAAAGUGAAAGUUUUGAUGUUGCAUAGAUGGAAAUUUCUCGUAACAGUAGUGUGAAAAGGUGUAAAAAGGAAUCUUACAGCAGAACGAUCAAUUCAUCAACAAAAAUCAACCGACAAAUCAGUGCUGGUGUAAAGAGUUAAGGUGAGUGUACGUUUUGGGUUGGAACGCAGGCUGUUCUUAAUCGCCCUUAUUUGAUGGCGCAUUUUUAUGAAUACGAUAUUGGAGUUGCAAAUUCUUUUUCGAAUAAGGUUCUUUUUAAAAUAUGUUUAUAACUGAACAUUAAGUACAGUCAUUCCACAUAUUCGGAACACCGUGGUAAAUUGUCAAUAGGAUGCAAAUGGUACUUUUCUGUCGACCCUACUAUUUUUAGGACCUUUAUUUGCACAUUCUCUUGCUAUUUCACUAGUAAAAGUCGUACUUUUUAAACAAAAACCUUCCUUUCAAGACUAUUUUUUCCAGAGCAGCAAAACACUCUCUUCAAAUUCCCUGUUCCAUGAUUGCGGGAUGUUAUUGUGCCUCCCGCAAUAGUGGAACACCUGAAUUGAACUGAUAUUUUCACAAAAAAAGUUUCAGACCAUUCAUAAAACAUUACUAAGCAUGAGUUUUAUUGGUUUCAGAGUGUGAAGUCAUUAUUUUGUAAAAAAAUAAGUACUCAUGGAGAAAUUAAAAAGUGUGUUUACAUCGUAAGAAAAAGUGUUCCGAAUUUGUGGAUUUCAUUGGUCAAUGUUUUUCUUUAAAAACAUGAUACAAAACCUAAACAUAUACAGCCGGUCUAUACAUCAAUCGAAAGAUCGCAAGAAAAGCUUUCACAUGGAGGUAAAAGCAAAUCGUUAUGUUCGAUUAUCGAUUUUCCAUGAUUUGUUGAACAUUGGCCGAUCUGUAAACUGUUCCGAAUAUGAGGGAUGACUGUAUUGCUUAAUGUUUUUUCCGGACUCUUUUUAUAUCUAUUUUAUCUUACAUAGAUAAAUCUUAUUAAUUGCACAUGGAGAUAUUUUCAAUGUAUCAGCUCUCCCAAACACAUUUAGUUGAGAAAAACAUACAUGAUUUGCGUUAUGAUUAGGCCAGUUCACUUUCCAUAUUUUUUAUGAGACCAACUUUACUUUAGUCUUGUCUUGGCUUUAGAAUACAACAAACGUAAAACGUCGAGUCGUAGAAUAAAUGAUAACAAAAUACUCAAAAAUCACUGCCCUGUGUGUUUCAUUGACUAUUGACAAAACUCUAGAUCAUAUAAACUAACACUAGUCUGUGAGCAUUGCAAUCGAGGUAACACGACACAAUUUGUGGUUUUAUUUUCAAGACCGUCUAGUUGAGCGAAAUGGGUGACAUCGCAAAGUUAAUUUCCUUUUUUAAUUCCCAACAAACUUCUCCUAAGCAUUUUCCCUAAAAGUAGAUUUGAAAAUAUGAUUUUUUUUUUAAAUUUGUCACGCAUGUUUAGGAACGUGAAAACAAAAUGGGUUCUGAAGAAAAACAAUGAUUUUCCUCAUCGAAGGCAAAGAUAGUAUCAAUAAAGCAACUCUCUGUUUUAUUCUCUACGCUUCUCCUGAAUUAACGGAAGCAUUGCACCAAAUAUGAGAGAAAUACGAGUUGUUCUCCAGACAAAUGAUUUGCGCUGAGUUUAAAACUUGUAGGCAUGUUACAUUCGACAAAAAGAUUUCGAAUUAAUUAGCUUUCUACCUGCGGUUUGUACUACUAGAACACAACAAGAGUUUAUUGUGUUAUUUUUUUAAAUUUCCUUUGAGAUAAAAUAAUAAAUCAUAGCAUAAGUCACCUUUUUAAAAUGGUGAUUUACAGUGGGAAAAAUAUUCGCAUUUUGAUUCAAUUUCACAAAGAUUACUUGUUUUAGUCUCAUAGACUUUUUUCUAACUGUGUCCCUUUAAAACUAUCCCUUUAAACUUUGCACAUCUCGUUUUGCUCAGCUAGCGAUGUAUUUAAAAAGAUAAUGAUUCCGUUCUAACGCAAUAGAGAAAUGUGUCAGAUGAAAACAAGUGAAAGUUGUAAAAAGUUAUUUCACCAUCAACAUUGUUUCAAACAUUUGGUAGCCGAAGAAAAUAUCAAUCAAUAGUGACCAUGUACACUACCGCUGCGACAAAACCCGCGAUUUACCAAACAAAUAAAGGACACAAACAGAAAAGAACAGACAUUAUUAAUAAAACAAACCAUGAUAAGUGAAAUAACGCACAUUUUACAUAAAUAAAUACAGAAUAGUCUCGAAUACAACAAGGCAAGCCAUUAAUAUCGAUGAAAACCAAUACUUACAUAAGAAAUGAUGCUACGUUUUACAACAUAUGAGCAUUAUUUAUAGUUUUGCAACAAAAAUCGUAGCGGGUCAUGACUAGAAAUAAAAAGGCAUCCUUUUUUUCCUACACAAAAUCAGUAGAUAUCAAAACUUGUUGAAAAAAAUAAUAGAUAAAUCCCAACCAAAGCAAAUAUCAGUUAUGUUACAUAACAUUCUCAAGAAAAGUAGAAAAAACUGAAUAAGGUAGUUCAACCAAUCAAAUCACACAAACUCCCACACAAUAGCGAAAUAAGAUCAUCUGCAAUGACAUCAAGUUUAAGAAAUUUGAUUGCUCUUUGUUUCAACCAAAUUCUGAUAAAAUCAAGAAAAAGGAAAAAUAAGAAAAUAUGAAAAAUGUUACAAAAAGUCUGAAACUAUAUAAUAAAUAUAAUAAAUAACAUUAAAUACUUAAUUAAAGUAUAUAUUUAUUAUCAAAAAUAUACAUAACGAACUUGAUGAACGGAAAAUUGUGAAAAAGGUAGGAAAAGAAUCCUCCCUAAAACAGUUUUAAGUCGAUGCGUAUUUAUCAACUUUUUAUUGAGAUAACAAAAAUCUGGAGAACAUGCGAAAUGAAAUGUAACUAACAUGAGUGUAGGUGCGCAAAAACAUACCAAACCAAUUGCUUGUAUAAUACCAAAAACCAAAUCACCUUUCUAGUCAAACAAGUAAGAAAUUAAUGCAUUUUUGAGUUUCAUGAAUCGACCGUGGUUCGUACUAGUCACGGCUAAAAAAAAAGUUCAUUCGAACGAGAACAAAUAAGCAGACGUAGUGUUACAUCGCUUAAAAGUAAUAACAAAAAAAAACUUUCAUCAGUAGGCAAGCAAAUAAAUAAAACAAAAAUACAAAAAAAAAGUUACAUCACUGCUACAACAAAAACUGCACAGAGAAAACUAUAUCGGUGAUAUCGGACGAAAGCUGAAAAAUUUCAAAGCUUAGACGAACUGUAAUAUGUAGCCGAGUAAUAAGAAAACGAAAUAUCAUGAAGAUUUUUUGUUAACCCCUAAAAAACACUUGGUUCGAAACAAUAACAACAACAACCUGAAAACAUUUUCGAAAAACAAAAUCAAGUCAAAUGUACUGCUUUCAUUUUAAACAUCAUUCAAACGCACUAGGCUCGGUAUCGAAUCUUCCAAUUUUUUGUCAAGUUGCUUUUUAGAAAGAAAAAAAACGAACCCAUAUUGUCAUAUGUACAUUAUUCACGUGACUGCAACUGGAGACCAGAAGGCAUACAGAAAAAGUCGUAGAAUUAAGUGUGCUGGAGGAGGAAACAGUCGUCGGUAGCAGUCAAAACAUGAAAAAAUAAAGCGAAAUGAAAAAAAAAACCGAAAAAAGUGAAACGAGAAACUUGUUUGAGUUUCUUCGGUGUCGAUAUUGUACAUUUUGUAAAAUUCCUA
This is a messenger RNA of Culex pipiens pallens (northern house mosquito), 8385 nucleotides long. RefSeq names its product protein SCAI. Gene Ontology annotation, molecular function: transcription corepressor activity. Lineage: Eukaryota; Metazoa; Arthropoda; Insecta; Diptera; Culicidae. The transcript has 12 exons. Gene Ontology annotation, cellular component: nucleus. Bases 174 to 1991 code for a protein of 605 amino acids. The record is from RefSeq and is a predicted model, not a curated record. Gene Ontology annotation, biological process: DNA-templated transcription.